AUGAAUUCAAUUCAGCCUGACAUUCUUACAGGGAUCCAGUCUGAGCUGGAAGAGCUGAAAUCUACCGUGAGUUCUCUGAAGAACAAACUACAGGUCACUGAGGAUCAGCUGAAACAGCUCAGGAGAAAUGAAUAUAAAGUGGCAUUUGGCGCCACACUUGGACCAACAGGUAACUUUGGUCCCUUCAACACUCCAGUCAUCCUGGUUUACAGUAAUGUCUAUGUGAAUGAGGGCAGAGCUUACAACCCAAACACUGGUAUCUUCACAGCUCCUGUAAAAGGGGCCUAUUUCUUCAGUUUUUCUGGACAUAACCGCUCAUCUAAAGUUCUGAAUUUAGCACUCUUUAAAAAUGGAGAGCAGAUGGUGAUUGUUUUUAAUAAUCCUCUUGGUGACCGCUAUGAAUCAUCAGCUAAUUCAAUCUCUCUGACUCUAGAGAAAGGAGAUAAUGUCUAUGUGCGUCUCCAUAUGACCUCAUGGGUCUUUGAUAAUAACAGUCACCACAAUUCAUUUGUUGGGCAUUUACUUUUCCCUCUUUGACAAUCUUACUAAAUUCAUGGAGCACAGUCAUACCUAACAUGUGCUUUUGCUUGCAAGACUAAUAUUUUAUUCUGGUAUGUUUUCA
Carassius carassius (crucian carp) is the source of this 622-nucleotide messenger RNA. Its product is annotated as complement C1q-like protein 2. The transcript is spliced from 5 exons. The record is from RefSeq and is a predicted model, not a curated record. NCBI's taxonomy places the organism in Eukaryota, Metazoa, Chordata, Actinopteri, Cypriniformes, Cyprinidae. Gene Ontology annotation, molecular function: protein binding. The coding region runs from base 1 to 537 and encodes 178 amino acids.